AUGGAAGAGGACCACACCGCUUCCUUUAUCACAGCCCUCGCAAACCUCCAACCACAGGGGCUGAGUGAGGGCGACGAGCUCGCGGCUCUCGACGGGUGGACCCCCGACCAGCUCAAGCAAGAGGUCAUCCGUCUCCGUCGCGCGCUGGCGUUGCGCGGAGGCGACGACCUGCUCGACCCACACAGCCAUGCUGCCCACGCCGCCGCCGCCGCUCAUGCCCACGCUCAGCACCACGCUCAGCAUCAGCACCAACAAACAUCCCAGCCCGUCUCAUCAUCUGUGCAAGAUGCCCUUCUCCAGUCCCAACUGGCCAGCUUUGCGCAAGCUCAAGCCGCUCAGCAGCAGCAGCAACAACCACCUUCCUUUGUCCACCCACAACACCCACAGCACCCAGGCAACGUCCCCCACUCCCAUAUCCCUCAGCAACAGCAUCCACACCAGCAGCAGCAACAACACCCCGGCAACAAUGUCGGCCCUCCACCACCCAAUGUCGUGCCCAUGACCCGCAAGCGCGGCCUCUCAGAGCUCGACAUCCAGGUCGGUGCGUCCGCACCAGGUGCGGGCGCUGGCUCAGCCAUCGGAUCCAUGGGCGUGGGCGGCGCGCUGGGUCCUGGGAUCGUCGGCGUGGGCCCGGGCCACGGUGCUGGAAUGCCGCCCCUCGCGCGCCGCAAACCCACGAUGCGUGAUGUCGGCACAGGCAAGCGCGUGGAGAAGGGCCGCCGCAUCGAGCUGCAGCGCGCUAUCCGCACCAAGAUGCGGCUCGCUAUGAACAUUGGUCCAGAGGAUGCCCUCCCGGCUCCCUCGGCGCUCACGGCACCCGACUUGCAGCCCGAGGGAAGCCUGUACUGGGUCCCAAACUGGCCUGCCGGUGUGAGCGACGGCCAAAACAGCCAGUGGAUCGACCGCGUAUGCAUGACCUUUAUCGCCGAGGCUAGAGCGUUUACCGGCUGGACAAAGGUGCCACCAGAGGACCUCGAGGAGGAGGUUGUCAAGGGCGCGGCGAGGACUGCAUUCCAGAACUUUGCGAAACGGUACAUGGCCGAGGUCGACCCUCGUCAUGCAAAGAAAAAGGAGAAAUACGUCAAGAACCGACGUCGCUGGGCAAGGAAGGACUUGAAACGCAGGGCCAAGGCCGCUCUCGACCCGACGUUCGGCGACGUUCACCUCCCGCCCUCAGCCCUCCACAUCGACUACAUGUCCUCCGAGUACUCGUCAGCAGGCGAGGACGAGCACGACGAGGCCACUUCCCCCAGCGCAGCGCCGAUUCGCGACCAACGCCGCGCCCACUGGCUAGACGUAUUGGGCUCGAACCCACCCGAGACUGGCAAGGCCGGCAAGGGCGGAUGGGCCGACGGCGUCACCGAAAAGGUGCUCGAGGUUCGCACCCCGACCUGGCGCAGCCCACAGCUCGAUGAGAUUUAUCGCAGGCUCGACACUAUCUCCGCUGCUCAGGCGGCAUUGCGCGCCACCCCGGCCUCUCAGCAGGCCAACGUCUCGCCUGGAGCCAAGCCCGUGGGCGCGCUGCGUCUCGGCCAUGUGGCUCCCUCGCACAAGCGCUUCACCAUGCCGCCGCCCGUCAUGCGCCGCGGACACGUCCCGCGCGACACGGGCGAGUCGUGGAUGUGGGCGAGUGGCGAGGUCGGUGUGUGGCCCGAACAUGACCCCGCCACGGAGACCCAGGACGGUGUGGGAUUGGGAAUGGAGGGUAUGGAUGUGGAGGGAGUUGUGCAGGCGGUUCAGGCGCAGGCGCAGGCUCAAGCUCGCGCUCAGGCUCAGGCUCAAGCGCAGGCCCAAGCACAGGCUCAGGCGCAGGCUCAAGCACAGGCGCAGGCCCAAGCACAGGCUCAGGCUCAGGCUCAAUCGCAGGCUCAGGCUCAAGCGCAGGCUCAGGCUCAGGCACAGGCGCAGGCAGGCGAAGAUGGCAUGGUGGACCCGACGACGGUCGACGCGCUCGUUGAAGGUUGGACCGAGGUCGCGUAA
Messenger RNA from Apiotrichum porosum, 1980 nucleotides. RefSeq lists its product as uncharacterized. Gene Ontology annotation, cellular component: nucleus. The transcript has 4 exons. The record is from RefSeq and is a predicted model, not a curated record. The coding region runs from base 1 to 1980 and encodes 659 amino acids. NCBI's taxonomy places the organism in Eukaryota, Fungi, Basidiomycota, Tremellomycetes, Trichosporonales, Trichosporonaceae. Gene Ontology annotation, molecular function: transcription corepressor activity.